CAAAGAUCAUGCUAUAAAUCUUAAAAAUAUCUCAUAUCUUUCUGUAAUGGAGAUCAUAGACACACCAGAAACCCUAAAUAAUAUCACCUCAAAAAUAGACUAAAUCCUUUCUCAAAUACAAAUCCAAACACCAGACUACUCUACUGCCUAGAUUGAUAUUAAACUAAACGAUAUCAUAUAUUCUUUAUGGUCCUAAAUUGUGGAGAUGUACAUCUCCGGAAAAGAUAAAUUGGGUUAUAUUAAUGAGGAUUUACCCUAACUAGCACCUACAAACCCAACUUGUAGACGAUGGAGAAUCGAAAACUCCAUUGUUAAGAGUUGGUUGAUUAAUUCCAUGGAACCCAUCUGAUUGGAAUACAAAUUCGUAAAUAAAAUGGAAUCUCGCGGGUUAUUAUCAAACUUGACCCGUACCAAAUUUCCAAGAAAUUCUAGUUUGAUGUCUUCGUUAGACAUUGUGACAAAACAAUUUGUAUCUCUCAUCAAUAUAUAUCUUCAAUUGAUUGAAUUUUAUAUUUUUUUUUUCUUAUGAAAAAUUGCUUUUAAAAUCAAUUUUUUAGUGUAUGUCUUAAAAUCGAAUGAUGUGAAAAUUUUAUUUAAAAAGUCAAAUCGAUAACUAUCUAUACUUUUGGAAGAAAUUGAAGGGUAGGUGACUAAAAAACAAACCUUUUGAAAGAGCUUGAUAAAAUCCAUAAAUUUAGGGGGUAAAAUGAAAGUUAUCCUACUUUUUUUCCCUUCAGAGAACGGCACAACCAAACGAGGGAGAACGGAAAACAAAGAAAGAAAGACAAAAAGGAAGGAAGAAAAUAGCUAUCUUUGAGGAAGCGAAUCAAUGGAGGAGUAUGAGAAGGCAACAACAGUAAUGUGUACAGUGAUAGGCAUGGACUACGCCAACAGUCUCUCUUACAGAGCCUGCUCACUCUGCGAGAGAACUCUUCCUGAUACUCUCAAUGCCCUUUGCAAAUUCUGCCACAACAAUACCGCCUCCUCCUCUUCCAAGCGCCUCUUUCGUGUCCUUGUUUCCAUAGCCACGGAUACCAAGGUGCUUAAUGUCAUGUGCUUUGAUAGGGCUGCUAGAGUCUUGUUUGGCUGCUCUGCUGAUGACUUCUUUCACUUUUCCAAGCUUCACCCUUUCGCUGCUUCCAAUGCUGCUAAAAUUUUGGAAGGAGAGAUGUGUAGAAUGACUUUGUCCAGACCAAAGAAUGGUAAUGCACAACACUUGCGAGCUGUCUCUAUUGUACCUUUGAGGUCUGGUUUCAAGCCAGCAAUUGAAUCAUUGAAGGAAUUCUAUGGGGUAAAACCAGCAACUUCUUGAUUCUUUUAUCCAUUCAUCAUUGGAUUGACAAUGCCAUCUGUUUUGCUGUAAACAUUCUAGCCAAUUUUCCUUAAAAGAGUAGUUUGUGGCGAGGAGGUCUUGUGGGUUGGAUACAUGGUUUAAAAUGAUAAUUUGUUUUGCUUCUGAGUUCUGUUUACGACACUUGAGAAAUCAAAGGCACCGAGGCUCCUUUCUACUGAAGAAAAUAAUUGCUUAUUGUUAGUGGUAAAUUGGCUGCGGGGUGUGUAUCAAGAGACACUACAGUCUUAAGCUAUGCAUUCCAGGUCUUAAGCAUUCAAGGAUAUCUUUUUAGGGUAUCAAUUGUUUGAGUAAUAAACUGGGUAGAGCUCAGCCUAACUUACUUGAAAUCGUCAUUCUCUGGGAGAAGUGCCUGCCAAUCACUUAUGUAACAGACUAUAUUUCUCUUUACAUACAGUAAUGCUUAUAUU
Populus trichocarpa (black cottonwood) is the source of this 1761-nucleotide messenger RNA. RefSeq lists its product as uncharacterized. The transcript is spliced from 3 exons. Lineage: Eukaryota; Viridiplantae; Streptophyta; Magnoliopsida; Malpighiales; Salicaceae. The record is from RefSeq and is a predicted model, not a curated record. Bases 830 to 1312 code for a protein of 160 amino acids.